Heteronotia binoei (common prickly gecko) is the source of this 910-nucleotide messenger RNA. Its product is annotated as gamma-secretase subunit Aph-1b-like. Gene Ontology annotation, molecular function: protein-macromolecule adaptor activity. The coding region runs from base 134 to 910 and encodes 258 amino acids. The record is from RefSeq and is a predicted model, not a curated record. Gene Ontology annotation, biological process: positive regulation of catalytic activity; protein processing; Notch receptor processing. Lineage: Eukaryota; Metazoa; Chordata; Lepidosauria; Squamata; Gekkonidae. The transcript is spliced from 7 exons. Gene Ontology annotation, cellular component: membrane; endoplasmic reticulum; gamma-secretase complex.
UGAGGUCAGGCAGCGGAAGGAAGGAAGGAGGGAAGGGAAGGGAAGGGAGGCAGGCGGCCGGACCUCCUCCUGCUGCGCGUGCUCCUGCUGCGGCCCGGGCCCGGGGCUGGGGUGCGGCGGGCGGGCGGGCGGGAUGACGCUGGCGGUCUUCUUCGGGUGCGCCUUCGUGGCCUUCGGGCCGGCGCUGGCCCUCUUCCUGCUCACCGUGGCCGCCGACCCGCUCCGCAUCAUCAUCCUCAUCGCCGGGGCCUUCUUCUGGCUGGUCUCGCUGCUGCUGUCCUCGCUGGUGUGGUUCGUGGCGGUGAAAGCCAGCGACCCCAGGGAUGAGGCGCUGCAGAAGGGCCUGCUCAUCUGCGGGGUGGUCUUCUCCGUCCUCAUCCAGGAGGCCUUCCGCUUCCUCUACUACAAGCUGCUCAGAAAGGCGAUCGAGGGACUGGUGGCCCUGAGUGAAGACGGAUGCUGGCCUGUCUCUAUCCAGCAAAUGGCCUACGUGGCUGGCCUGGGCUUCGGACUCAUGAGCGGUGCCUUCUCCAUGAUCAACCUGCUGGCCGACGCUGUGGGUCCAGGCACCGUGGGCAUCUACGGGGAUUCUCAGCUCUACUUCCUGACAUCAGCCUUCAUGACCCUGGUGAUGAUCUUUCUCCACACGUUCUGGGGGAUCGUGUUCUUCCACGGCUGCGAGACCCGGCAGUGGUGGGAGGUGAGCGCAGUGGUGAUCACCCACCUCAUCGUCUCUGGCCUGACCUUUUGGAACCCCAUUUACCUGGGCAGCCUCCUCCCUGCCUACCUGCUGAUGGCAGCUGUUGCAGUGUGGGCCUACCUGCUCUCGGGGGGCUCCAAGAAAAAUCUGCACCACUUCCUUCUGUGCCUCCGGAGUGAGACAACGCCUCCACCCCCACAGAGAUCCUGA